Papilio machaon (common yellow swallowtail) is the source of this 5362-nucleotide messenger RNA. It is a transcript of the gene dtr, whose product is annotated as dynein axonemal assembly factor 1 homolog. Lineage: Eukaryota; Metazoa; Arthropoda; Insecta; Lepidoptera; Papilionidae. Gene Ontology annotation, molecular function: protein binding. The coding region runs from base 29 to 5362 and encodes 1777 amino acids. The record is from RefSeq and is a predicted model, not a curated record. The transcript is spliced from 17 exons.
UUUCCUAUUAAACUAGUAUUAAUAGUUUAUGGAGAUUAAUAUGGAUGUAUUUGAGAAUUCCAAGGAGUACAUAGCAAAGAAACGAGAAGAACUACGAAUAUUCUUUAAAGAUGGAAAUUUUUCAGAAGAAGUUUUGGAAAGAAUUAUCGACAAUGAAUUAAAACCUUUACAAAAUAAGACGGACGAAAAUCAGCCCUACAUUUCAGCUUCCGCGGACGGGGAAAUAAAGUCUGAAUACGAAGUGUUGACUGGUCAGCCGUUUACAGAGGUAACAGAAACCAGCACGCCAUUAACUACGGAGGAAGUAAAGAAACUGAUUGAAAGUAAUCCCAUAAUUCGUGAAAAAUCUCGACAAAUUCAAAUUGCAAGAACAAAUAACGAUAGUGGUGAUAUAUAUGUUCCUUUAGAUAAAAUAAACUUACCAUGUUACAACCAAAUGAUGGAUGAAUUAAAAUCAGCUAAUGGCGAUGAAAAAAUAAUAAAAGAUGCGAAUUUCAGAAAUAUGCAAGCCUUAGUAAAUAGCGCUAAUGCCUACGAAGCUUCUCUAGAUAAUGCGAAUAAGCCUUUAGUGAAAGAAUCAGACGAUGAAGCCUCCGGUAGUGACAGUGAGUUCGAAGCCAUUGACAAAGUAGUUACUGAGUACACCAACAAAUCUUAUGAAACGAGAUACCAAGAAACAAAAGAAAUGUUACUUGAACUAGCCGAUAAACAUGAUAAGCUUGGCUUGCAUGGUAACAACGAAAACGUGAGCGAACAAAAAAUUAAACAAUUAACGGAAGAAUACAAAAUUCUACAAGAAUCUUCAUCAGUUCUCCCUGAUAUUAAAAAUCGACGUAACAUUUUUGAAGAGCUUAAGGAAGAGUAUUCUAUUAAUGCGGCAAUGAAUAUACCAAUAGUAAACAAUCCAAUUAAAUUAAAUUCUUUCGAGGAUAAGAAAUCUAAUUUAAGUUACAUUAAACAAAUGAAAAAAGAUGAAGAAACCAAUUUAGACGAAGUUUUUUCUAAAAGUUUUGAAGGCAAGCUCAUGGAUACAACCAAAGUUUUAACAAAUAUAAAUUCAAUUUUAAGUGGGGAACCUAGUACUGAAGGAGAUAAAGAUAAUACCAAGGAAUCAAAAGAACAAAAUUCUGCUAUCUUAGAUCAAAUGAAGAAAGAAGAUAGCAAUAAUGUGGAUGACGCUGCGAAUAAUGGGAGCUCAAACAAUACUAAGUCAACCAAUGAAAAUAAUCAGUCAUUCGAUGACAGAAUGGAGCAAACAUUGCAUAGUGCUUUAGAAACCAUACUUAAUAUCGGAGACGAUGAAAACCGCGAAAACAAAGAUUUAGAAUUUAAAGAAAUGAAAAAUCUUGCACGAAAUCUAGUAGAGGGUGCAGAAAAUCUUAGUACAUUAAUAAGAUCAGAUAUAACUAAUAAAUUGAAUAGCAUGAAUGAGUUGUUAAAUGAUGUAAAUGAAGCCCUAGAAAACUCUAGGAAAUCUAAUAUUUUAUACCAAAAUCUUAUGAACGACAGAAAGAGUAUUCAUACAUCUGAUAUUGCCAAGAUACCAGAAGUAAUCGAAGGUAAUGAAACUAUUAAUAAUAGUGUGAAAUUAUCAAGCGAUUCGGUAACUUUUUCGCAAAUAGACGAUAUAAAUACAGCUAUAGUUGAGCUAAAUCAAGAGAUUAAUUGCCAUGAAGACAGGGUCAAUAAAAGUCAAUUAGCGUACGAAACACGACAGAAGGAGUGCAAUGAAUUCAUGAAGGAAGUUGAUAAAGUACUGGCAAAGUCACACAGAGUUCUUCAUCCAUUAGAACAUUCUGGUACGACAACGUUAAAAGAACACGUCGAGAAUCUUAACAAAGAUGAAUCACGAGAUUUACCUCAAUUUGAGAAACAAGAAGUAGAAAGAAAUAAACGUAUCGAUGGUCUCCUUUUUGAUAUCAAAGACAAAAUGAAACACAAUAAAGAAGUCUUAAGAUUGGCUGACAAAUUACUUAAUCGAGGAGAUACAAAAUACAAGACUUUAGGUGAAGGUUCUAUUUCUAAUACAGAAAAAGUUGAUACAAAAGCUCAAGGAGAUUACAAAAACGGAAACGAUGAUUUGGUUAAUUCAAAUAAGGAUUCUAAUAUAUCUGAAGUUCCCGCGAAAAUGAAUACGACAGUUUCUUCAAGAAUACGUGAAUAUGAACAGAGAAAGAAGGAUGCGACCGAGGAAAGAAGGCAAAAGCAACGAGAAUUUCAAGAAAAGCUGGAUAGAGAAAAAGAAGAAGCGAAUAGAGGUCCGCGGAUGACGAAAGAGUUUAUAAAAAAACACUGCAAACAGCAUAAACUGUACUGCACUCCACAUCUCAAUGAUAUUUUAUAUUUGCACUUCAAGGGCUUUGCCAAGAUUGAAAAUCUCGAAGAAUACACCGGUUUGAAAUGCAUAUUCCUAGAAAAUAACGGUAUUCAAAGGAUCGAAGGUCUGGACAUGCAGGCCGAACUGAAGUGUCUUUACCUACACUAUAAUGUUGUCAGAAAGAUUGAGAACCUACAGGGUUGUCCGAAACUGGAUACUUUGAACUUGGACCACAAUUUUGUGACAUGCAUAGAAAAUCUGGAUGUAGUUCCCGACUUGCACACGUUGAGUAUCGCUCACAAUAUGCUCACCACUGUAGGUGAUCUCCAGCAUUUGGCGACCUGUAAGAACCUCUCUGUAUUGGAUCUAUCGCACAAUCGACUGGAGGACCCACUUAUUGUUGAUGUCUUAGCUGACAUGGUGGUUCUAAAAGUUCUGGUACUGACGGGUAACCCGGUCGUGCGAAACAUACCUGCUUAUAGAAAGACUCUUACACUGCGCUUGAAGGAACUGUUGAACCUGGACAAUAGACCGGUCUUUCCACGGGAUCGCGCUUGCGCUGAGGCCUGGCAGCGCGGCGGAGUACAGGAGGAGAUCGCUGAGAGAAAACGUUGGAUAGCAGCAGAACACGAGAAGACGAUGAAGAGUGUUCGAUACCUGAUCAAGAUGCGAGAAGAGAAGAAAGCAGAGCGGGAAGCUAAGGAAAAAGAAGAGCGGGAGGAACUAGGUCUUCCACCUCAAGAAGAAGAUGUCCCACAAAUUGAAGAUGGUAAGGAAAACAAAGCUGAAGAAGGGACAUCGGAGCAAGUCAAGGUAAAGUCUGUCGAUGGCGUGGUAGAAGACAUGCUGACUGGUUCCGAAGCCGAGUCUACUAGUGAGGACAGCGAUAGUGACAGCAGUUCUGAUGAUGCAAAAGAAAAAGAUGCUUCAACAUCAGAAAUCCAAUGGUCGCCUAACAGUCAGACACUAGUUCAAGAGAUAGAUACAAAGCAAGAGGAUCCUCCGGUUCAGAGCGACUGCUGGGCCGGGUACAGGGGCGAUCUCAACAACGAUAACAAUGAUAAAUAUUCUUCGGAACUUACCGCAAUCAGUAAUUUAUUAUUCAAUCAAACCCCGCAUCAAACUAAGUCUGCGACAGACAAUACUAAAAUAAAGAUAAAAGAUGAAACAAAUUCCUGCGAAGAAAUUAAACUAAUUAGUGAAGUUCCAAGAGCUACUGCAAAGAAACCAUUAAUAGAAAUUAUUGAAGUCGAUAAUAUUGAUAAUAAAACGGAUAAAGAAAUGUCGGAAGAAGUUGAGUAUGAUCACAAUUUGGAUGCGAAACCAUUACCUGUCGAAAACAAUAUUAAAGUUUGUUCUAAAGACCUAGAAAAUAAGGGAUUAAAGAAUAUUUUUAUACAAGAAAUUAAGUAUGGUGAUACAGAGAGUGCUAUGGAUAGUGAUAGUGAAGAUGAUGAAGAUAAUUCAAAAUGUGAUGUCAAAGAAUCCGAUAACACUGAACAUAAAGCAAAUGUUAAAUCAACCGAAGAUGGAAAUAUCCCCUCAGUUGAAGGAACCGCAAAUAAGACAGAUAGAACACUGGAGCAAGGGGAUGGCGUAUCACUCCUGAAGUAUGUCCGUGGCGCCGAUAGCCAUCUCUAUGAUGACGAUGAGGACUUCACGCCCAGCGCGGAGGACUUGGAGAUCUUCGCCGAGCUGGAGAGAGAGCAGAAAGAGAGAGAUGCUAGAAUCGCCAGGGGAGAACCCGCCGUUGACCCUAUGAAGUUAUACGACAAGGCUAUAAUGGAGGAGUACCACAGAGAGCGUGAGUGUGUUCCGGCGCAUCAGGUGCAAGCCGACCACAAGAGCAGCGUCACCACGUACCGUCACGACAACGCCUUCGACAGGAUCGCCUACAGCCAGCUCACCGGCGGCGAAACACCGGACGAAAAGAAGGUGAAACUUACUAAGGUGCCGGGCGCCAUAUUGUUCCAGUAUGUGGAUAAUGAAGUACAGUAUGAAAUUGGCGAAGAAGUAAUUAACAAUACAGCGUCAUCAGAAGAUACUGUAUCUAUAAACUUGUCAAGUGAAAAUGAUUCAGCUGACGAAGAAAUUAAUUUACAAAGAGCUAAUAAGAAAAAGAGACCUGCAACCGCUGUCGCUAAAACUGAUACCAAUAAAGAACAAAGCAUUCAAGCUGAUUUUAAAGUAAACAAGGAUGAUGAAUUGUGUGAAUCGGAAGACAAAAAUGUAAUGAAAACUAUCCAAACACAUCAAGACGUUAGUGUUGGUGUUGACUCCAAUCUGGUUCCUUCACCUUUAGCGUCGACUUCAUUGACGGCGGCGAUGUCGCCGGCUGACCGCGACCAGGCCAAGCAGGACAUCAUUGAUACCAUCAACUCCUAUGAUGAUGAUAGGUUCCCAUCGCAAGGUACAAACUACGCGAACAUGUCAGAGAACGCGGCGGUGGAGCAGCGCGUGGCUUCAGAGAUCCUGGAGCGCACGCUGCGGCAUGAGGAGCGCGAGUUCUACCGCCAGCGCGCGCUGGUGACGAGCCGCGCCGGCAGCGUCGAUAACAGGACCAACGCCAUCAUCGAGCACAUCUCUGAUCAUCUCGAACAUGAGUAUACUUUACCGGAGGUAUCUCACAUCUUGGAGGUUCACAUGGAUGAAGCUGAAAGGCGAUGGCGAGCCGGCGAGUUCAUCCCCUACGCCCUGCAGGUCAGCCCCCCCACGUCUGAGGGGGAUGACAACGAGGCCACCCUCAUACCCAGCCAUGAAUCUACAUUCGAGGACACGCUAACUGAAGAUACGAAGGACAGGGAUGAAGUUAGAAUACUAGAAGGUAAUGAAUCUAUACUUGAAAUUGUUGAAGAAAAAUCUGAUAUUUCUGGAAAUGUAGAUUUGAAUGCGAAAAUACAAGAAAGGGAAACUGAAGAUAUGUUUGAAGAUUGUAUUGAAGUAGAUGCGAGCGUACUAACUGAUGUAGUUGCAGCAAACGAAUUUGAUCGUUCAGAAGAAACUCUUACACUUGAAAUGAAAUUAGCAUUGGGACAAGAGCCAUAG